ACAUUUGAGGCGCUCGAGGGAUUUACCGAGCAUGCCCAGUGGCCGAAGCCUACAUAGAGGAAACGGGUGCACAUACGAGUCAUACCAAGCAUAGCCUGCGUGUCAGUGCAGUCUACUUACAGCGGGCUGUGAGGAGAACUGGCGCGACCCUUUUGUCCCAAAAUACGUACUUUCGAAACCCUUAAAGUUGUUGAAGCGUUUUAAACUUUUACGGGGAACUUUUUAGAUCCAUACUUUACUAUAAAGGUUCAACCCUUGAGGGGUUGCAGUUUUGUUUUGCUCUGAGAAAAGUUAAAGGCUGGGCCUUUAGCUGUCUGAGUUGAAUUCUCGAAAAGCUGACCGGUCGCACCAUUUCUCACUCUGCCUUGGUUGGAAGCAAACAAGCGGGUCUUUUUUGCUAAACCAAUAAAUGCUUCUUACGAAAAUGGACCUGUUGAACUACCAGUACCUGGACAAAAUGAACAACAACAUUGGCAUACUUUGCUACGAAGGUGAAGCUGCCCUCAGGGGCGAGCCCAGGAUGCAGUCCAUGUCGUCCGCGGUGACCAACCACCGGACCGGCCCCCCGCCCAUCAGCCCCAGCAAGAGGAAGCACAGCGGCGACCAGCCGGACGAAGAUAUCGACUGCGACAACGAGCACGUGGCCAAAAUGAGCCGAUUGUUCGCGGCGCAGCUAGAGCUUGCCAAGAUGCAGAGGCCCCCGGCUUUCUUGUGGGAGGAUGCUGGGUUGUCUUCAUGCGAUUUGGCUAUGAUUAAAGUUAGCGGCAAGCCUGCCAACGGGGACUACCGCAAAGACCCCCGGGAUCGCAGCCGCAGCCCCAUCGAGCGCGCCGCCGCCCCCGCCAUCGGUAUCCACGGUAACCACCUCUACACCCACGUGCCCAGCCUGGCCAUGGACCAGCCCCUCGCUCUGACCAAAAACAGCAUGGACGCCGCCCGCACCGCCUCCAUCUCCCCGGCCCUCGGCCCCAUGGAGCGGCAGCAGAAUCGUCCCUCUGUGAUCACCUGUGCCUCUGCCAACAACCGCAACUGUAACCUGUCUCACUGCCCUGUGUCCCACAACGGCUGUACCUCCAGCCUGCCUGCCAACUACAGGAGACCCUCCAACACCAACACGGCGUGCGACCCCGUGAUCGAGGAGCACUUCCGCCGGAGCCUGGGCAAGAACUACAAGGAGCCGGAGCCGGUGACAAACUCGGUGUCCAUCACGGGCUCCGUGGACGACCACUUCGCCAAGGCGCUGGGCGAGACCUGGCUGCAGAUCAAGGCCAAGGGCAGCGGCUCGGCCAGCCCCGAGCAGUCCCCCACCAGCCACAUGGUCAAUCACAAUCACUCCCCCUCCCUGGUCUCCUGAAGAGGCCCCUCCACAGCCGCCCUGCAUGAUUCAGCUCCGCUCGGAACAGUGCUAGCAGUUAGCUGUGUACAUAAAGAUAGCGGGAGGGAGUGAGCGUUUUGUUUUUCCUUUUUUGUUUUUUCCUUUUCUUAUUUUUAUUUUCUUGUUUUUUUAAAAAAAAGUAUCUUUGCGUACUUGCUUGGCAUUUGCGUUAUCAGAUGCCCAAAAUGAAAAAAAAAAACUAGCAGGAACUAUUUUAUUAGGAUUUGUAUCACAUAGCAUCCUAACCACCUGCCUCAAUUACCAAAGAAACCUCUGAUGCAAAUGUGUUGCCCCCUUAUAAAAGAAUAAGCCAUUCUUUCAGCUUUCCCCCAGCCAUAUUCUCUCUGCUGUUCUUGCCUGUAGACUGUGCUUCACUUUCUCCCCCCAUUUCUCCUGUUUUGUAUGCUUUUACUUGAAAAGGAAGGCCUGGUCUGAAUUGCACUACUCGAUGAUGGGUUGAGGUUGCUUGUCAGCUUCACGUUGGACGUACUACGCUUUUUGGUUUGAUUUUUGUUUUUCUUUCUCGUAUUUUGACGGCAAAACUGCUGACGACAAUGGUUAGGUGAUGUUUAUCUCGAUCCAAGAAGGCAAAGAAUGAUUUGGGGCAAGGGAAAGUGUUUCUUACUGGUUCAAGGUCUCUGACUGUCAUUCAGGCAGUCGGUUCUUUUCAAUGGUAGGUGCUCACAACUGGACUGUCAUUUUUCACGGGCAUUUAAUUGUUUUGUAGUUUCCCAAGCACUGUGGUUUGCUAGAGUAGAAAAGGUUUGAAGGGUAAAAAUAGUGCUUACAGAUGCAUGUUUUAAAUAGCUGGUAUCUAUUAAUGUGUAGACAUUUCAAUCUUAAUACUAUUAGCCUUUCUUCAAGAUUUAGUUUAUUUUUGUCAGUAACAGUCCUAGAUAUACUUACUGCUGGUACAGUUGUACUCAUUAUUUUUUUUUAUUCGAUAUUCAUUAUGGUAGCAGCCAGCAACAGAGGACAGCCUCCGGACAGGCCUUCUAUAUAUAAACAGUUUGAUUUAUAUGAUGUUAAUCCGUGGUACAGGAUGCUAUAGCUUCUUUUUUUUGCAUGACUGAAUAAGGUAACCAUUUGCAGCUGUAGACUGGUCGACUAUCUCCCUAAUGUCAAGACUUAUUUUUUAUUUUGAUAUAUUUUCAUCUACUACUUCUAACAACUUUGCAUUGUAGCAGAUGGCUGCAGCUUGUGAACCUGACUAUUGUUUUGUUUUGUUUUUUAAACUCAUGAACCUGUACCAAGGAAACAAACAUUCCUCCUAUAGGGAACUUUGUACAGGUAUUGCAUUUUUUUUCUUCAAUAUCAGUAGCUACUAACAAGUAAGAUUUAAGCGGCGGGAAAAGUGGGAGGGGCCUGAAGGAGGCGCCGCUCAUCUUAAGCUCGUCUUUAUUAGAGCUCAUACGCCCAUACAUUCCAUCAUCCCUGAUCAAUUGUUGGACUCAUUAGAACCCAGUACCGUGACAUAGAUUCUCAAAAGCAGAAGCUAGCUGCCAGACAGCUGCCAUUUGAAAUGAGUAUCCGAAUGAGAGAUUUCAAAACAAUGAGUCUUUAAAAAAAAAAAAAACAAGAAUACAAUGCAGAUAUGUUUUCACUUAUCUGUAAGCACAAUUGACCACAUGAAAAGAAGUAGUUGUUGUAACAGGCCAUUGUAAUUUCCUCCACCGAUUCACAUGAACGCAGAGGGGAAAGGGCGUAAUGUCCCGAGGUCAUUAUACACACAUUUCACUACCAAUUUACUCGGUAGGAAACACACUUUCUGCUUCGGCAUACAAUACCCUACACACUGUAGGAAAAUCACUUAAUAAAAAUACUUUUUUAUAUAGGUAACUAUAAGACCAUCAUUACGCUGUGCGUAACGAAUGUACAGAGAAAAAAAAUCGUAGGUAUUUUUUGAGGAACAAUUAAUUUGUUAAUGAUAUGUAGCUAUUUAAUUUUCCCUGUCCUUUAUUGUAAUCAUGCAUUUUUUUUUUUGAGAAAAAGUUGAUCUUUUUUGUUUGUUGUAGAUUUGUCUGUUUUAAGGUUUAAAAAAAGUGCAGGAACACAGUUAUUCUAUGAAAACACUACGUUAGCAUAAUAGCCACUUGUUUAUUAUUGCUGAAGGCUACUGAGCAGGUACAGUGCAGCAUUGAACACUGAGCGUGCUGUUCUGUUGAGUUUGCCUCUUGUGAGACAAUUGAACAAAGGUGCUCAUCUUUGAGCAUUACUCGUCUGAGAUGGGUAACUCCACACUGAUUUGGCUUAUUUGAGAUUUAAAUGCUAAAAUGUUGUUUAAACAGUAGAUCUGAGAAAGAAGGGCUGUGUAUCCAGGGAUGAAAAAACAAACUGAUAUUGAGAGACAAACUGUUUAGAUUGUUCCUUCACGUUGGAAGCUGCAUUGACAGUGUACUUCUGAAUACCCUAAACCGUUUGUAAAUCUGUAUUAUACCCUCCUUUGUGGCCUUGUUUCUCCUGAAAAUAAAAAGGUUUUGGCAGGCCACCUUUUUUGUACUUAAAAGUAGCCUCAAUGAACAAUAAAGUGCUCUUAAACCACA
Messenger RNA from Anguilla rostrata (American eel), 3918 nucleotides. It is a transcript of the gene vgll4b, whose product is annotated as vestigial-like family member 4b. The record is from RefSeq and is a predicted model, not a curated record. The coding region runs from base 410 to 1354 and encodes 314 amino acids. Gene Ontology annotation, molecular function: transcription coactivator binding. The transcript is spliced from 6 exons. NCBI's taxonomy places the organism in Eukaryota, Metazoa, Chordata, Actinopteri, Anguilliformes, Anguillidae. Gene Ontology annotation, biological process: negative regulation of DNA-templated transcription.